Exaiptasia diaphana is the source of this 3130-nucleotide messenger RNA. Its product is annotated as TRPM8 channel-associated factor homolog. The record is from RefSeq and is a predicted model, not a curated record. The transcript is spliced from 6 exons. The coding region runs from base 93 to 2348 and encodes 751 amino acids. NCBI's taxonomy places the organism in Eukaryota, Metazoa, Cnidaria, Anthozoa, Actiniaria, Aiptasiidae.
CCUGUGUCAAGAUGGCGGCGUCCAUGUUCGAAACUUCGUUGUUGGGAAAGAAUUGAAAAAAUAAACAAAUCUCAAAGAGUAAUAAAAAGAAAAUGCUAUUAACAAAAGCUCCAGACCAUUGGUCGAAAUGGCAGAAUGAUAUCCUAAAUGGCAUUGAUUGUAUCCCAAAGACUGGUGUUCCAGGGAAAAUAAUUGCAUAUGGCGACAAUGCUGUCCCGAUUCUCACAGGAGAUGAAAUUCACGAGCUUAUAUUGACAGCAUCACAGUGCGGCAAAGGAAAGAUUGUAGUAUUUUCACAUAAUGGAUACAUUGGUCCUUUUAUUGAUUGCAGUAAGGAAUUUAGUUCACUUGUAAGGAACAUUAAAAAAUGGGCAACAAAUGGAGUAUAUACACAAAAUGAUAACACUGUGCUUAAUAUAACUGAAGAAACAUCUAUUGAAGAUCUGAAUAAUGCCAAGUACAAGUUGUUGAUAUGGGGCUGUGAUGAACAAGAUGACGACUUUAUAAAAAAAAUGUUAAAUGUUGUGAAGGAUAAAGGUGUUGGGCUUGUCAUGGGGAUGUGUCCAUGGGGAUGGCGGCAGCUGAAUAACGACAGGCCACUAGAGGAAGCAUGCUUCAGUCCUGUACUCGAUGAAGCUGGAGUCUGCUAUACAAGUGAUUACACUGAUAGUGGGGAAGACGGUGGAUUCCUUAUUGAGCACAAUCUAGCAAACCAAGCUCACUUGGGACUGGCUCUUUCUAAUCUCAAAGAAAACUUCAAAAAUGCAUCUGAAGAACACAUUCAGCUGCUUCAACAUGCAAUUCCAAAUUUACCUGAUAAAAUUUGGAGAGAUCUUUCAUCAAAAUUUACUAAGAUGCUUUCUAGCUUCAAGCACAUAAUAAAACCUCCUUCUCCAAAGCACCCUGUGUCAGAUAAUCUCGAGAAACUUCUUUUGAGUAUCCAAGCUAGAGAGCUUAGGCUGUCUGCAAGUGAGGGAGUGAGCAUUCCAGGGUGUGAGUGUUUUCCUGGAAAUUUCUCAGAGUUUAAUAAUUUUGUUGGCAGUAAAGUUUCUCUGAGGAUAACAGCACGAUUCAAGAAUGAAUGGCACUGCACAGGCUGCUACAUUCCUGCUGGAUGGAAGCUUGUAGUCACUGCAACAAAUGGAGAUUUCUCAAAUUGGAGUCUCCGUAUUGGGUCACACAGUGAUGAACUCCAUUUUGAUGAUGACUGGAAACGCUGGCCAAAUGUAUGCACUACAAAAACUCUUACUGAAUUAUGCACUGAGCUUGUUUCACCAUUUGGUGGUCUUGUUUACCUCAACAAUUCCAAUGAAGGCACUCUUGAAGUACAGCUUGAAAAUAUCCUUGAAGCCCCUCUUUAUGACCUCACCAACCCAGCUCUCUGUGCUACAUGGGAAAGAAGACGUCAAGCCCCGGGUCUUUGGGCUGAGUUGGCUGGGGAACAUAUCAUUUUCACCUUACCAUCAAGCUCAGUAAGAGAGCUGACUGACCCUUUAGAUUGUCUUCGCCUGUGGGACAAAGUUGUCUACUCUCACCAUCAUCUAAAAGGAUCAAAUCCCUUGGAACAAAAGCGUGAACGUGUAGUAUGCGAUGUACAGCCAUCUGCAGGAUACAUGCAUUCUGGGUACCCUGUGGUGACCCACCUUGAUAUAACUGAAGUCCAAUCCAAAGAAUUUGUCAUGAACCCUGUACAACUAAGGGGGGAGGGGUCAUGGGGUCUGUACCAUGAACUUGGUCAUAAUAUGCAAGAUGAUGCAUGGACGUUUGAUGGUACAACCGAAGUCACCUGCAAUAUCUUCACUUUGCAUGCAAUGCAGAUGGUUUCUGGACGAAAACCCUGGAUACACAGUUGGUUACAGGGUCAGCUCACAGAAACAUACAACUAUCUAAGUAAUGGCACAAAUUUUGAUGACUGGAAAGAAAGCCCAGGCGUUGCUUUAUUUAUCUAUGCUCAGUUGAUUCAGGCCUUUGGAUGGGACAGUUUUAAGACAUUAUUUCGAAAAUAUACCAACGAGUCCAUUCAGCCAGAAAGCAACCAAGAAAAGAUUGAUCUCUGGUUUUCACUAUUCUCAGAGGUUGUGGGUUACAAUAUACUGCCAAUGGCAAUGUUCUGGGGCAUUCCUAUCACUGAAAGUGUUUCAGAACUACUUCAAGCAUCUGAUUUGAAACUGUUCCUUCCAGAUGAUGAAUUAACCAAUCACGAGUCUGCAUUACAGCGUAUCAGUGUGGUGAAAUCCAAAUUUGGCAAGUUAGUAAGAAAUGUAGCUAUAGUUGAUAGUGCACCUGCAAGGUUUGGAUUUGAUGAGAGAAGCCAAGUUGUGCGGAACCCAUCAGUAAUUUAUAUUUAAUUAGAAAGGAUUUUACACAACAUAAUGUACUGUCUUUUAUUUUUUGUCCUUUUGACUACUUCACAAUAUCAGUAUUUACAAUAAGGUCUAAUUGUUUUAGUAUUGCCAUACUUGUUGGACAAAAAAAAGAAUGGAAUUAUAUAUAUAACUAAAUGUCUUUAUUAAUGCUAAUAGUUUGCACUUAUGGCUUUGGCUUUAAUUAAAUUUGCAUAAAUUAUCUCCAACAUCGUUUGACAAAAAUCAAUUCACUACACACUGGUGAAAGGUGGUUUGAAUUAAAAACUUAAAAUGAUCCUUUAACACAUCGAAUUGACAGGAAUUUCUCUUCUAAAUAAAAAAAAAAUCAAAGUUGACGGUUUUCACUAGUCGAGGACUAUUGAAAAUAGACCCAGUGUAGCAUAGACAAUCAGAACAAAGGACUUGCAGUAUUCCACUAGUAUGGUAAUACUGAUAAACACCUGGAGCCAGUUGUAUGAACUUGUGAAUAGUGUUAUUAAUAACAAAUCCUAAUCCAGCAGAUAAAAAAUUCUAAAGAAACAAUUGUGUAAAAAGAUAAAUUUAACACCGUAAAAAAAGUAGGUGAAAUAACUUACUGACGUUUCGGACAUUAAUCCUUCAUUCGUUGCUCUUUACUCCGAUGAAGGAUUGACGUCCGGAACAUCAGUAAAUUGUUUCACCUACUUUUUUACAGUGUUAAAUUUAUCUUUUUAGACAAUUGGAUAAAAAACAAUACACAUUCCAUGGAGUGUAUACCCUAUAAAAAUUAAAAAAUUUGUCUACAA